This is a messenger RNA of Chanos chanos (milkfish), 1440 nucleotides long. RefSeq names its product tripartite motif-containing protein 35-like. Gene Ontology annotation, molecular function: zinc ion binding; protein binding. The record is from RefSeq and is a predicted model, not a curated record. The transcript has 6 exons. The coding region runs from base 1 to 1440 and encodes 479 amino acids. Lineage: Eukaryota; Metazoa; Chordata; Actinopteri; Gonorynchiformes; Chanidae.
AUGGCGGCCAAAGCUUUAAUAUCAGAGGAAGAUUUAACCUGUCCUGUGUGCUGUGACAUCUUCAGGGAUCCCGUUUUCCUGCUGUGCAGUCACAGUUUCUGUAGAGUCUGUCUGCAAAAGUUCUGGGCAGCCAAAGGAUUUCAGGAGUGUCCAAUUUGUAGGAAAAGAUCAUCGAAACGUCCACCUCCUUCUAACCUGGUGUUAAAGAACCUGUGUGAGACUUUCUUAGUGGAGAGAAGUAAGAUAUCUUCAACAGAGUCUGAGGAGUUCUGCAGUCUGCACAGUGAAAAAUUCAAGCUCUAUUGUCUGGAGGAUAAACAGCCUGUGUGUGUGGUGUGUCAGACUUCAAAAAACCACAAAAACCAUGAAUUGUGUCCAGUAGAUGAGGCUGCACAUGAUCAGAGGGAGGAACUCAAGAUUUCACUGAGGCCUUUAAAGGAGAAACUGAGGUUCUUUAAAAAAGCAAAACUGGCCUAUGAUAAAACAGCAGAAUACAUAAAGACUCAGGCUAAACACACAGAGACACAGAUUAGGAAAGAGUUUGAGAAACUUCAUCAGUUUCUACGAGAUGAAGAGGCAGCCAGGAUAACUGCACUGAGAGAGGAAGAGGAGCAGAAGAGUCAGAUGAUGAAGAAGAAGAUUGAAGAGAUGAGUGGAGAGAUUUCAUAUCUCUCAGACACAAUCAGAGCCAUAGGAGAGGAGAUCAAAGCUGAAGACAUUUUGCUCCUUAAAAACUUUGAGGCCACAAAGAAAAAAGCCCAGUGCACACUGCAGGAUCCACAGAUGGUUUCUGGAGCACUGAUCAAUGUGGCAAAGCACCUGGGCAACCUGAAGUUCAGAGUGUGGGAGAAGAUGCAGGACAUUGUUCAAUACAAUCCCGUAAUUCUGGACCCCAACACUGCUCACCCAGAACUCAUCCUGUCUGAGGAUCUGACCAGCGUGAGACUGAAUGAUGAAAGGUACCAGCUCCCCGAUAAUCCAGAGAGAUUUGAUUGGUACAUCUGCGUCCUGAGCUCUCGGGGCUUUAACUCGGGGACGCACUGCUGGGACGUCGACGUCGGGGACAAUACGCACUGGAUCUUGGGCGUGACCGCGGAGUCAAACCAGAGGAAGGGAGAGAUGCUCUUUAACACAGGAGUGUGGGGAGUGCUGUGCAGAGAGGGUCUGUGGAGGUCCCGCUCCCCGGCGUCGGAGUCCUGGACUCCCUUUACCGUGAGUGAAACACUCCAGAGGAUCAGAGUGGAGCUGGACUGGGACGGAGGAAAACUCGCGUUCUCUGAUCCUUUAAAUAACACGCAGAUACGCACUUUCACGCACGCUUUUACCGAGAGAGUUUUUCCGUGCUUCUAUUGUCAUUGCAAACGCUCCCCUUUGAAGAUUUUACCUGUGAAAUGUUCUGUAACAACCAGUCAGGUUAUAGUAACAAACAAAGCUCAUUAG